CACCGUUUGCAAACGGUCACUUCUCGAUUUAAAAGCCCUUGGGGUUUUGCCGGCGCCAGAAGGAUCGCUCGAUCGAGCUCGCGGCGCCUCCAAAUCCUAGCCAAGAACGGCCCAUCCGCCUCGCGGCGCCACUGAUCGCGCCUCCGGAAGCGCUGAGCCAGGGUUUUGUCGCCGGCGCCAGGAGGAUCGUCGAGCUCGCGGCUCCUAGUCAAGAACAGGCCGUUCGCCUCGCGGCGCCUCUAUUUCUUGGCAGGAUCGUGUUCCAGCGCCUCCAGAAGCCCUGGCCAGGGUUUUGUCGCCGGGGCCAUCGAUUGAGCUCGCUGUGAUCGUGUUCCAACGCCUCCAGAAGCUCUGAGCCAGGGUUUUGUCGCCGGCGCCAGGAGAAUCGAUCGAUUGAGCUCGCGGCUCUUCCUCUGAUCGUGUUCCAGCGCUCUUGUCGCUGGCGCCAGGAGAAUCGAUCAAUCGCGCUCGCGGCUCCUCUCGCCUCCAGGAGCGGUCUCAAGGCAGCAGCUGUGGAUUCCAUCAUCUUAUGUCAUGAUGAACUUCGUGCCACAGCUUGUGGUGCUCAAGGAUGGCUCUGUCGUUGAUAACGUGCUGCUCCAUGGCAAGGAUUCCUUUGUUCUUGGAAGGCAUCAGAAUUGCGAUGUGGUUGCGGGGCAUGCGAGCAUCAGCCGGCAUCACUUGGAAAUCCGGAUCAUUCCUGAAACUCGGCAGCUCGUCCUAAAGGACAUGCACUCAGUUCAUGGGACACGACUCAAUGGGGAGCCUCUCAUCCCUCUCGACCCGGUCAUAAUGGAGGAAGAUGGGAAGUUUGAGGUGGGAGCAUCGACGCGAACGUAUAUGGUCAAGUGGAUUCCCGUGGCUCAGGAACAGUCCGAUUCUUCCUCCUCUUCGUGUACUCCUGCAAAGUCGACAGCUUCCAGCGUUGCCAAGGGUCUGGACGAGGAGUUCCAGAGCAUCUUGCGGCUGGAAAGCAGUAACUCACGUAAACAGGAAAAUGCGGAUCGCGGAGCAAAGAAGCAGCCAGAAAGGCUUGCCUUUUCGGACAUCAAUGGAAGAACGGGCUCGCCACCCGCCAGGCCAAAGUCUCCAGCACGUGGAAAGAAGGGAGCGGCUUCGCCUCUGUCAGCGAAGUUCACAGCUCUGCGAAUGUCUCCGGCUGGAAAGAAGAUCUUCGGAGUCCAGAAGCCGGAACAGUCUCCUUCGACUCUCUGGCUUAGGCGUGGUGUCAACCUAGAGCUGCCAAGCCUUGUCACAAACACACAGGCUUCUGCACCCCCUGAAGACGGUUACGUAUCAGACAAGGAAAACAUGGCUCCUGCUCUAGUUGCAAAGCCUGAGGUGGAUGCAUCCAAGUCCGUGGUGUCGAGGAAACCAUUCGGGGAGCUCUUUUUUCUUCCGUCACCGAGUGUUCAACGCGACUACAAGCCCGUUUUCCAGCCAGCGCCUUACUCAACGAGCUCCGAUGAAGACAGUUUCAAAGACUACUGCGCUCGUCGGCACCGGGUAACAGAGAAGAAGGCUGACGAGGUUAAAUGGCAUAUCAUUGUCGAUACGAACUGUUUCCUGGACGAAGAUGGCUUCAAUUCUCUCAAGAAACUGGAAGGUUUGCGAGAGACACGAGUCAUCAUACCGAAGAUAGGUGAGUGAGCGUUCUUUCAUGUUUCCUUUCAGUUGUCAGCCACAUUCUUGCGGAAAACCUGACUUGAUCUGAUGGCUGCCAACGGCUGGAUCAAAUUAAUGGGCAAACCAUAGCUAAAGGCGAUGUUUGAUCAUGGCUUUGAUCAGAAUCUGGAACAUCAUCCUCCAUGGAAACAUCUCAAACAAAGUAUAUUUGUGUCAAAA
Molecule: messenger RNA, 1845 nt
Organism: Selaginella moellendorffii
Lineage: Eukaryota; Viridiplantae; Streptophyta; Lycopodiopsida; Selaginellales; Selaginellaceae
Exons: 10
Coding region: 535-1650 (371 amino acids)
Cellular component (GO): nuclear membrane
Molecular function (GO): protein binding
Source: RefSeq, a predicted model, not a curated record